AUGAUUAAGAAAAUUGGAAAAAAAGUUACAAGACCCUUCAAAAAUAAACCACGACCAACACCAUCAUAUCCACCUCCUCCACCACCUCCACCACCUCCUCCUCCUCCUCCUCCUCCUCCUCCUCCACUGCUUCCUUCAUCUACACCUCCACCAUCACCACCGCCGCCAUCUCCUCCUCCUCCUAAGCAACCAAAUGCUCCAUUUAUCUUCCCUCAAACUCACUCCACAGUUCUCCCUGACCCUUCAACUUUCUUUGCUCCAAACCUUCUCUCUUCUCCACUCCCUACAAACUCUUUCUUCCAAAACUAUGUUCUUCAAAAUGGAGACACACCUGAGUACAUCCACCCUUACCUCAUCAAAUCCUCAAACUCCUCCCUCUCCCUCUCCUACCCUUUUCUCACCUCCAACUCUUCUUUCAUAACACAAGUUUUCAACCCUGACAUCACCAUCUCUUCCUCUGAGAGCAAAACCACCCCAGGCUCACACACGAGGCACGUGAUAUCUUCCUUCAGUGAUCUCGGUGUCACUUUGGACAUUCCAUCUUCAAACCUCACGUUCUAUCUUGUCAGGGGAAGCCCUUUUGUGACAGCAUCAGUGACAUGUCCCACAGCACUUUCCAUUACCACCAUGCAUGCCAUUCUUUCACUCUCAUCCAAUAACUCCCUCACCAAACACACCAUGCAGCUCAACAAUGGCCAAACGUGGCUCAUUCAUACUUCCUCACCUAUCAGUUUAAAUCAUAGCCUUUCUGAGAUUACUUCUGGCGAAUUUUCUAGCAUAAUUAGGAUAGCAGUAUUGCCUGAUUCUGACCCUAAGUAUGAGGUAAUCCUCAAUAGGUUCAGCUCUUGUUAUCCUCUCUCUGGGGAUGCAACAUUUACAAAGCCAUUCUGUGUAGAGUAUAAAUGGGAAAAGAAAGGGUGGGGGGAGUUGUUAAUGCUAGCUCACCCUCUUCACCUUCAGCUUUUGAAUGAUGGUGAUUGUGGUGUGACGGUUCUGCAUGAUUUAAAAUAUAGAAGUAUUGAUGGAGAGCUUGUUGGUGUUAUCGGGGACUCAUGGCUGCUCAAAACCGAUCCGGUUUCAGUUACUUGGCAUUCCACAAGAGGUAUAAAAGAAGAAUUCCAUGAAGAGAUUUUUUCAGUGCUUUCUGAAGACGUGGAAGCUUUGAAUCCCUUGGGAAUAACAACAACAUCAUGCUAUUUUUAUGGGAAGAUAAUAGCAAGGGCAGCAAGGUUGGCAUUGAUAGCUGAAGAGGUGGCUUUUCUUGAUGCUAUGCCGGUGAUUAGGAAGUUCUUGAAGGAGACCAUUGAACCAUGGUUGGACGGAACUUUCAGUGAAAAUGGUUUCCUCUACGAUGGGAAAUGGGGAGGGAUUGUUACAAAACAAGGGUCUAAAGAUUCAAGUGCAGAUUUUGGAUUUGGUGUUUAUAAUGAUCAUCAUUACAAUUUGGGGUAUUUCCUUUAUGGAAUUGCGGUGCUUGCAAAGAUAGAUCCAGCUUGGGGAAGGAAGUACAAGCCUCAAGCCUAUUCACUUGUGGCAGAUUUCGUGAACAUGGGAAGAAGAUCAAACUCUAAGUACACACGUUUGAGGUGUUUUGAUCUUUAUAAAUUGCACUCUUGGGCCGGAGGGUUAACUGAAUUUGCAGAUGGAAGAAAUCAGGAGAGUACUAGUGAAGCUGUGAAUGCAUAUUACUCUGCAGCAUUGAUGGGUCUAGCAUAUGGUGACACUCAACUUAUUGCCACCGGAUCAACACUUGCAGCCAUGGAAAUUCAUGCAGCUCAAAUGUGGUGGCAUUUGGGAGAGGGACAUAAACUGUAUGAGGAAGAUUAUACCAGAGAGAACAAGGUGGUAAGUGUUCUGUGGGCUAACAAGAGAGAUAGUGGACUAUGGUUUGCUCCUUCUCAGUGGAGAGAGUGCAGGCUUGGUAUUCAUGUUUUACCAUUGUCUCCUAUUACUGAGGCCUUGUUCUCAGAUGUUGGCUAUGUGAAGGAACUUGUGGAGUGGACAGUGCCCAAUUUGAACAGGAAAUGUGUUGGAGAAGGGUGGAAGGGGUUUAUCUAUGCCAUGGAAGGUACUUAUGAUAAAGAAAGUGCACUGCAAAAGGUAAGAAGCUUGAAAGUUUUUGAUGAUGGAAACUCAAAGAGUAAUCUGUUGUGGUGGAUUCACAGCAGGGGUGAUGUGGAGGAGGAAUUUGGUCAAGGAAAACAUUGCUGGUUUGGCCAUUACUGCCAUUAA
Molecule: messenger RNA, 2232 nt
Organism: Sphenostylis stenocarpa
Lineage: Eukaryota; Viridiplantae; Streptophyta; Magnoliopsida; Fabales; Fabaceae
Source: the annotation of a GenBank genome assembly